GACAAUAUGCGCAUGCGCUACUGUACACCACUGUAUGUUGCGGAAAUGGUGUCAACAGGUGAGGUGUUUUGUCUGUUGUUAGUCGCGAUCUUAUGGGGAGGCACAAACCCAUUCUUGAAAAAAGGCACAGAGGGAAUUGAACAGGUACGGAGGGGAAGCAAGCUCCUUCAGUUUCUGGGAGAAGUCAAAUUCCUUUUUCUCAACCUCAGGUAUCUGGUGCCAUUCCUGUUGAACCAAAGUGGAUCAUUAGUGUUUUAUUUCACUCUCGCUUCUACAGAUCUGUCUCUGGCCGUGCCUGUGGUGAAUUCCCUCACGUUUCUGUUCACACUGCUAAUGGGUAAAUUGCUGGGAGAAGAGUUUGGAGGAAAGAGAGCUGUGCUUGGUAUGUUACUCAUCAUGUCUGGGGUGACUGUGUGUGUGCUGAGUUCUGUGUCUGAGACAGACAGCAUGGGCUCCACAACAUAAGUGACAACUAAAACAUACUGCUGGACUGGACAGUGAAUGUAGAGAAAGCUGGGCUUAAACUCUGGACUACGGAUCUGGCCAUGUUGUUACACACACAGUGUCUAUGCUGCUGCAUUUUCAAUAUGUGCCGUGAACUCGUGGACUAAGAAGGGAAAUAGGUUGCUUGUGUCUUUAAGGAGACUUUGCAGAUGUACUUAUACAGCUAUCAACUAAUGUUUUGCACUUUAAUUGCUUUUACCACAGACUGUGAAGUGUCACUUUUAAGUGUAUGUGGAUUGUGGAACUUACAAAAUACUUAUUCAUAUUGUAUUAUUAAAGGGAUAGUUCACCCAAAAAUGAAUUCAUGUUCUUCAUGCAUAUGCCCCCUACUGGGCAGGGAGAAAAUUUCUAGCAAAAAUUGACUUGCAUAUUGAUGUGUUUCUCAUCCACACCUAUUAUACCACUUCUGAAGAUAUGGGUUUUACCACUGGAGUUUUAUGGAUUACUUUUAUGCUGCCUUUGUGAUUUUCUGAGCUUCUAAAUUUUGGCACCCAGUCACUUGCAUUGUAUGGACCUACAGAGCUGAAAUAUUCUUCUAAAAAUCUUCAUUUGUGUUCAGCAGAAGAAACACAUACACAUCUGAGGGUGAGUAAAUGAUGAGAAAAUUGUAAUGUUUGGGUGAACUAUUCCUUUUAAGUUAAUUUAAUAAGAAGUGUUAAUAAUGCGUUUACUUAAAUACUUUUAUUUUAAAUGUCAUUUACAUUCAGAAGUCAUAUUUUGUUAAACUGAAGUAAUAAUACAAAAUCCUAUAUGUGAGUUUCUGCAUGUGAUAAUAAUUGUUACUACUUUGCAGGUUAUAACCUGAUUUUAUCUGCAAUUUAUCACCAAAAUGUUUAAAAAAGCCAAUUUUCAUGGUCAGAGCAUGUGUGUAGGAGGGGAGGAGUGUCUCUUUAAGGUCCUGCAUCAUAUCCAGCCUGGAUAGGUUGCUAAGGAACCCCGUCUGUCUGUUCCUCAUGGGAACCCCCAGUCUGAUAAACACAUACAAAGAGCAACACAAGGUGUUUAGAUGGUUAAUGUUGACAUGCAAGUCUUAGAAAUGAAAAAUAUACAAGUAUGAUAGGGUAGCAACAUCUAAUUGCUCCUAUCUGUGACAUUCCAAUAUUGGACUAUAUAAUCAAUAUCACUUAUUAUCGCUACAGCUGACAAAACGUUGAUGACAUUUCAACAAAUUGUCAGAAAAAACAUAGGACUGAGAAAGACAUUAGAGUUGUGUCUUAAUUGAUUGACAGUGUGUGUUAACAAACACAAAAAUAAUCCUGAAGGUUUAACUGCUAUCUCACCAGGCCUGUGAUGCAAAUUGCUCUACUGUAAUAGGGAAAGCAAUUUUCUAUAUACAGUAGUAUCAUUUGCAUUGUUUUUUAAACUUAAUGUCUAUGGAUCAUACACUAUCAGGUUUCAUGCUGUGUGUCCUCAGUGACCUUGGGUGGUGAUGAUGAUGAUGAUCUGGAAUGUUGUGUGACUGACUCCUAAUUGGAAAUAAAACAAAAGUCCCUCAGAUUACGAAUGCUUUUACUAUUAUAGAUGCCAAACAGUUUAUAAAAAAUCUGCAUGAUUUGAUUAGAUAAUGCUAUAAUAAUGAAUUCUAAGCUGAUUCUGUUUCAUGUAAGCCUAACUGAAAACACAAAUUUUAACAUAAAACUACAAUAAAUAAAAUAAUUUAAAAAAAAA
Myxocyprinus asiaticus (Chinese sucker) is the source of this 2172-nucleotide messenger RNA. It is a transcript of the gene tmem234, whose product is annotated as transmembrane protein 234. Lineage: Eukaryota; Metazoa; Chordata; Actinopteri; Cypriniformes; Catostomidae. The record is from RefSeq and is a predicted model, not a curated record. The coding region runs from base 7 to 465 and encodes 152 amino acids. The transcript is spliced from 5 exons.